GACAGAUACGCGCGAAAAUAUGUUCUAAAAUAACACAGCUAUAAAUAAAUAUAGCAACCAAAAUAUGAGCGAAGUAUAAAGAAAAGAAAAUCAACAAACCGAGCAUAAUUUGUAUAAUUUUUUUCAAAACAUUUUUUUCUAAAAUCUGUUCGCAUUAGUGCAUACGUGCUAGCUUGGAGCAAUGGUUAACUUGGAUACAGGCUACGCAACGUCGUGUUUUGGUAUUCUUAAGAUUAUAGAGUUCAUAUGUCUUCUCAUCGGAUGGGCGUGUUUAGUUGACGCAACAAAAGGGCGUGGUUGGCGUGGUUACCGCUAUCGAAGAAGCAGUCGUGAAAAUUUCUUCUUAGGUGUAAACAUAGCCGCAUGGGUGUUUGUAAUCAUAUGGUUUUGUUUAUACUUCUUCAUGUUAUGCGGACAUUUCUCGUUUAAUAAUAAGAUGCUCAUUUUUGCCAUCAUUCACUUGAUUUGGUUCUUACUACUUUUAAUAUCUGGAGCGUUGCUUACCGAUGACGUAGUUACGUAUUGCGGUGGUUGGAAUGGGUGUGAAGUGUAUGAGGUUGCCGCGGCUUUUGGACUCAUCUCAGCAUUGAUAUUUCUUAUUGACGCCAUUUACCAUUGGAAAAUGAGUACCAGCUCUGCGACGGGGACCAGCGGUGGAGGCAGCGGUGGAAGAACUGUCGUAACAAAAACUACUGUUGUAAAGACAACAAGAACGGCAAAAUAAAGGAUGUUUUGAGUUGAAUUCGGAACAAUCGGUUUUACUUCAAACAAAGUGCAAUGUGUAGUUUCUCACGUGGACGCUGGCACUUAAUUUUCUUUAAUUCUGUGAUAAAAAAUAUGCUUAGGUAAUAAAAAAUAUCUGCCACAGUGCGGCUGGAGAACGAGUAUGCCUAAAUAUGUGACAUUUUGAAAUGCGGCUAAGAACGAAUUAAUGAAAACCGAUCUUUAAAGGGUGUGGUGUGUGGAAGAGUUUAUAACAACAUCUAGCUUGCUGUUUUGUCAAUCUCUGUCUUAUUAAAAUUUUAUUAUUGCCAUAAUACAAACAUACUCCAUUUAUUUCACAGCA
Hydractinia symbiolongicarpus is the source of this 1066-nucleotide messenger RNA. RefSeq lists its product as uncharacterized. Lineage: Eukaryota; Metazoa; Cnidaria; Hydrozoa; Anthoathecata; Hydractiniidae. The coding region runs from base 182 to 724 and encodes 180 amino acids. Gene Ontology annotation, cellular component: membrane. The record is from RefSeq and is a predicted model, not a curated record. The transcript is spliced from 5 exons.